Molecule: messenger RNA, 3228 nt
Organism: Cyprinodon variegatus (sheepshead minnow)
Lineage: Eukaryota; Metazoa; Chordata; Actinopteri; Cyprinodontiformes; Cyprinodontidae
Product: protein NLRC3-like
Exons: 9
Coding region: 1-3228 (1075 amino acids)
Molecular function (GO): protein binding
Source: RefSeq, a predicted model, not a curated record
AUGGCUUCAGAUUGUUUCUCCUCUACCUUCUGUGAGGCUCCCAGUGAUCAGUCUCCCAAUCAAACCCAGCUGGACUCCAUAUUUAUGGUGCUGGAGGACUACAUUGUGACUUUUAUAAAAAAUGAGUUAAGGAGGAUCCGUGAUGAACUAAGUCCAUUUGACCUAAAUUGUUCAGAGAGCAAGAGAUAUGAUGAGCAGCUAGAAGAUGAGGAUGAAGAGAAAUCCAGAAGCAGCAGAGAGGCAAUGGUGAAUAUCACUAUAAGCUUUCUGAGGAGGAUGGGGCUGAAGAAACUGGCUGACCAGCUGCAGAGCAGUAAGAUGACUUAUAAUCCUCCUAUUUGUCAAAAUAAACUAAAAUCUUCCCUGAAGAAGAGGUUCCAGUGUGUGUUUGAGGGAAUUGCAAAAGCGGGAAGUCCAACCUUCCUGAACCAGAUCUACACAGAACUUUUCAUCACAGAGGGGGGGGCUGGAGAUGUUAAUGAUGAACAUGAGGUCAGACAGAUUGAAGCAGCAUCCAGGAAAUCACACAGACUAGAAACAACCAUCAGACAAGAAGACAUCUUUAAAGUCCCAUCUGGAGGAGAUGGACCAAUUAGAACAGUGAUGACUAAGGGAGUGGCUGGCAUUGGGAAAACAGUCUUAACCCAGAAGUUCACUCUUGACUGGGCUGAAGGCAAAUCCCAUCAGAACAUCCAGUUCAUAUUUCCAUUCACCUUCAGAGAGCUGAAUGUGCUGAGAGGGAAAAAGUUCAGCUUGGUUGAACUUGUUCAUUACUUCUUUACUGACACUAAGAAAAUCAGUGACUUUGGACCCUUUCAGGUUCUGUUCAUCUUUGAUGGUCUGGAUGAAAGUCGAGUUCCUCUGGAUUUCCAUAAUAAAGAGAUGCUGACUGACGCUACAGAAUGUACUUCCGUGGAUGUUUUGCUAACAAACCUCAUUAGGGGGAAACUGCUCCCAUCUGCUCACCUUUGGAUAACAACACGACCAGCAGCAGCCAAUCAGAUCCCUCCCGAGUUUGUUGGCAUGGUGACCGAUGUCAGAGGAUUCACAGACCCACAGAAGGAAAACUAUUUCAGGAAGAAGUUUAGAGAUGAAAAGCUGGCCAGCAGGAUAAUAUCCCACAUGAAGACAUCACGAAGCCUUCAAAUCAUGUGUCACAUUCCAGUCUUCUGCCUGAUCACUGCUACAGUUCUGGAGGAUGCAAUAAAGAAGGGAGAGGGGGGAGAGUUUCCCAAGACCCUUACAGAGAUGUACAUUCAUUUCCUGGUGGUUCAGAUAAAAGUGAAGAUGGUGAAGUAUGAUGGAGGAGCUGAAACGGAUCCACACUGGAGUAGAGACAACGUGAAGGUGGUUAAAUCUCUUGGAAAAUUGGCAUUCCAUCAGCUGCAGAAGGGAAACCUGAUCUUCUAUGAAUCAGACCUGACAGAGUGUGGCAUCGAUAUCGAAGCUGCCUCAGUUUACUCAGGAGUGUUCACACAGAUCUUUAGAGAGGAGAGAGGGCUGUACCAGGAGAGAGUAUAUAGCUUUGUCCAUCUGAGUGUUCAGGAGUUUCUGGCUGCUCUUUAUGUUCAUUGGACUUUCAUGAAAUUUGGUGAAAACCUGAUUGAAGUAACACCAGCAACCUCAAAGAAGCAUACCUUCUUUCAAAUGCCAAAAUUAAAGUCCCUUCACCUGACAGCUAUUGACCAGGCCUUACAGAGUCCACAUGGACACUUGGACUUGUUCCUUCGUUUCCUUCUGGGAUUGUCCAUGCAGACCAAUCAGAGACUGCUACGUGGUCUGCUGGCACAGACAGAAAGGCACUCUCAGACCAACCAAGAAACAGCUCAGUACAUCAAGGAGAGGAUCAGUGAGAAUAUGUCUGCUGAGAAAAACAUCAAUCUUUUCCACUGUCUGAAUGAACUAAAUGACAGCUCUCUUGUUGAGGAGAUCCAAAAAUCUCUUAGUUCAGGAAGUCUUUCCUCUGAUAAUUUAUCUCCUGCUCAAUGGUCAGCUCUGGGUUUCAUCUUACUUUCAUCAGGGGAAGAUCUGGAUGUGUUUGACCUGAAGAAAUACUCUGCUUCAGAAGACGUUCUUCUGAGGCUUUUGCCAGUGGUCAAAGCCUCCAACAAAGCUAUACUCAGUGGCUGCAACCUCUCAGAGAAAAGUUGUGAAGCACUAUCCUCAGUUCUCAGCUCCCAGUCCUCUAGAGUCACAAACCUGGAUCUAAGUAACAAUGAUCUCAAGGAUUUGGGAAUGCAGCUUCUGUUUGCGGAAUGGAAGACUUCAAAGUACAUCCUGGAAACUCUGAGUUUGAACUGCUGCAAUCUCUCAGGGAAAAGCUGUGAAGUUCUUUCUUCAGUUCUUGGCUCUCAAGCUUUGAGUCUAAAAGAACUGGACCUGAGUAACAACGACCUGCAGGAUUCGGGAGUGAAGCUUUUAUCUGUUGUACUGGAGAGUCCACACUGCAAGCUAGAAAUUCUCAGAUUGUCGGGAUGUUUAAUCACAGAAGACGGCUGUUCUUCUCUGGCCGAUGCUCUGAGUUUGAGCCAUUCCAACCUGAAAGAGCUGGAUCUGAGCUACAACCAUCUUGGAGAGCAUGGACAGACGGAGUUGGUGGUUGCACUUUCUGAUCCCAGGUUUAGACUAAACACUCUCAGGGUGGAGCCUAAUGGAGUCCAGUGGAUGACACCAGGUCUAAAGAAAUAUUCCUGUCAACUCACUAUCGACAGAAACACUUUGAACAGAGAGCUCAUACUGUCUGACAACCGCAGGAAAGUGACCCGCAUGGGGAAGAGUUUGUCUUAUGCUGAUCACCCAGACAGAUUUGAUGUUCCUCAGCUGCUGUGCAAACCUGGUCUCACUGGUCGUUGUUACUGGGAGGUUGAGGGAAAAGGAGAAGUGGAUAUAUCUGUGAGCUACAAGGGAAUCGGAAGGAAAGGAUACAAGAAUGAUUGCUGGUUUGGGAAGAAUCAACAUUCCUGGAGUCUGUCCUACUCUGAUACUGGUUAUUCCGUCUGGCACAAUGCCAAAAAAACAACCGUAUCCUUCUCAACCGCUUCUUCCCAUUCCACCUUCUAUGUCACCAACAAGGUAGCAGUGUAUUUAGACUUUCCAGCAGGUGUUCUUUCUUUUUUUAGAGUCUCAUCUGACACCCUGAUCCAUCUGCACACCUUCAGCACCACAUUCACUGAACCCCUUUAUGCUGGAUUUACAGUCUUUCCUAAUUCAUCAGUGUUCCUGUGCUGA